AUGUGGAAGAAGUUUACACUCAACGAUAAUUACAAGUGGAUUGACCUGUUACCGGAUCUCGUGUCAAAUUACAACUCUCGGAAACACCGAACGAUCGGUAUGCGACCCGUCGACGUAACCCCUGCUGUGGCUGAAAGACUCUUGAAUACGGUGUACAGCUCGAUAAAGAUUGCUGGUCGAGCGAAAUUUAAAGUCGGUGAUUCUGUACACGUGAACAAAUUUAAGACAGUCUUUGAAAAGGGUUACACACCGAAUUGGACAACCGAAGUGUUUAAAAUUAUUAAAGUACAGCAUACCAAUCCCGUAACUUAUUUACUAGAGGAUUAUCGCGGAACAUCUAUAGUUGAAGCGUUCUACGAGCACGAGUUGCAUCGUGCGACUCACCCGAACGUAUAUCUCGUGGAGAAAGUAUUGCGCAGGAAGGGUGACAAGGUUUACGUCAAGUGGUUGGGAUUCGAUGACUCACAUAAUUCGUGGAUUUACAAAGACAAUGUCAUAAGAAUAUUUGCUUUAUUAUAA
This is a messenger RNA of Monomorium pharaonis (pharaoh ant), 519 nucleotides long. RefSeq lists its product as uncharacterized. The record is from RefSeq and is a predicted model, not a curated record. Lineage: Eukaryota; Metazoa; Arthropoda; Insecta; Hymenoptera; Formicidae. The transcript has a single exon. Bases 1 to 519 code for a protein of 172 amino acids.